AUGAAAUCAUUAUGCAUAUUGUGUUUACUUAUUUCAUUAGUAUUCUGUAUGAAUAAUGUAAUGGAACAGUCGACACAACAGUUACAAGUUCAAAAGGAUCAUAGAAGACGAAGUCAACCAAAUCUUUAUCAGUGUAUCGCAUGCAAAUCCGGUGUUGAACAAGCCAUAGAUAUAAUUUUAAGUCCACCAACAAGGGAAUCAAUCAAUGAUUUAAUUAACAAUCUUUGCAUGGGAACUGGUCUAUUUAAUACCUCAUGUCAACUGUUUGCGAAUGAACUUUUGUUACAUAUCUUGUGUACAAUUGAGGAUGUGGAACCAGAAGAGUUGUGUGCUACAUUCGAUUUUUGUUAUUACCCACCUGAGAUAUCUGUUUGUGAAUAUUGUCUCAAAUCUGGACUUUUAAUCAAAUCAAUAUUAUUGUCGGAAACUUUUCUAUCCGAAUUAUAUAAUAAUACAUUAAAUAUGUGUAAUAAACAAUCGAAUCAUUUGCUCAUUUGUGGUCCAUUCCUACAUGAUUUGUUCUUGGCAGUUACAUUAAGCUUUAAUAAACAAUUUCUUAUACAACGCUUUUGUCAGAAUGCUGGAUUUUGUUCAGAAGCAUAA
This is a messenger RNA of Schistosoma spindalis, 603 nucleotides long. NCBI's taxonomy places the organism in Eukaryota, Metazoa, Platyhelminthes, Trematoda, Strigeidida, Schistosomatidae. The record is from the annotation of a GenBank genome assembly.